UUUGCGCGAGGCUAAUGUGCACCGUUCUUAAAGUCACAGUGACGGCAGUCUUUAGACGCUGGUAUUUGUUUUUAUUUUGCACGACUUGUACAUUAUGUAAAAGAUGGCUACAGCAAACAUAGGUAAUAAACCUCAGCUUCCAAAAGCAUUAUCCUUAAUUUUAGUUGGAAACAAUGAACAUGAAAAAUGUGAAAGUGGUAAUUCAAUUUUAUGCAAAAAUGCAUUUAACAUGGCACCAUUUCCUGAAGAUGAUACAUGCAAAUACAAAGGUUACGAAAUACAAGUUGUUGAUUUUCCAGAUGUUUUCAACACUAAACUUAAAACUGAAGAUGGAAUUAAACUAUUUCGUACCCAGAUGCUUAAUGUGUUAUUGGCAAAACCAGAAGGUUACAAUGCAUUUCUUAUAAUCGUGAGGUUCCAAAUGCCUUUUAUUAAAAUAACAGAUAUUGAUUUUAUUAAACGUAAUUUAGGGCGCGAUGUCUUUAAAAAGUAUGGCAUAAUUUUAAUGACAAACGGUUAUGAUUUUAGAUGGCAAACAAGGUUUAGCCUUAAAACAUUCUGUCAACAACAAACUGGAGAUUUUAAAAAAUUACUGGAAGCUUGCAAUGAUAGAAUUGUUGUUUUUGAUAACAAUAAUUCUGAGAAAGACAUAGAAGUGAGGCAAAGGGAAAAAUUGUUUAAAAUUGUCAUUGAUUUAGAUUUAAAAAAUGAGGGAAUAACAUACAAGAAAAAUCAUUUUGCAAAAGCACAAGGAAUACAUACUGCUGAUAAAACUACAACGGCAAUACAAAUGCACAAAGCAAUACAUCUGACGAAAAAAACUGAAACAGCCACACCAAUAGAAGUAGAGGAGAAAGAGGCCAAAAGGCCAAAAGAAAUAGGCUUAAUUUUAAUAGGAAACAAUGGAAACGGAAAGAGUUCAACUGGCAAUUCUAUUGUCAACAGAGAAGUGUUUAAAUCAAGCUCAAAUGCAACUUCCGAGACCAGAUUUCCUAAGAACUAUAUAUGUACUUUUGACGGUUAUCGAAUAAAUGUUGCUGAUUGUCCUGGCCCUUUGCCUACUUUUAUAAAACCCGAAGACUCGACCGAGAUGAUUACUGCUGCAAUAAAAAUUAUUAUGCUCUCCAACUUGAAAGGAUACAAUGCGUUUCUGUAUGUUGUUCAGUACGGAGCUCGCUUUUCCAAAGAAGAUAUAAAUGCAGUUAAGAUUUUCAAAAGUGUUCUAGGAAGCAACGUCUUUAAAGAUUACGGUAUAAUUGUCAUGACGUACGGAGACAUGUUUAAACAGCAGCAGAAAGGUCUAACGGUAACGCAAUUUUGUGAAAAACAAUUUGGACCUUUCAGAGAUUUGUGGGAAGAAUGCAACAAAAGAAUUGUUUUAUUUGAUAAUAUGAGUAAACUUGAAACCGAUAGACAAAAUCAAAGGUACUAUUUGAUUAAAACUAUCGACAGUCUAGUGUGUAAACAAAGAUACACAGAUAGCUACAUGGUACAACUGCAUACCAAACAUGAAAAUGAUAAUGAAGUACAAGCUAAAACUACCAUAGAUAAAUUAUGCAGUAUUUUAGUCAGUAUGGCAGACCUUACAAACGAGAAAGUGAAAAGUUUCGAUAUGAAUGCUAUUGCUGAGGAAUUGACUGAAUUGGAAUAAAAAAUGAAAACCCUAGAUAUACCGAAUGGGUCAGAAAUCUUAAGAAACAUUGAGGAGAUACGAACAUUUAUAGAAGAGCAAAAAAGGAAGACGGAUCCAAAAACAAAUCACAAAGAGGAGCUUAAAAUUUUAGUAGAUCUUUUUAAUCAAUUACAAGAAUUGAAAGUAUCUCUUCAUAAAAAUAAUAUUUACGUUUUAUUAGCAUUCUUAGUAAAGCCUACAUAUAUAGUACAAGCUUUACCUAAAUUAAAAUGUUUGUAUAAUAAUAAAAACAAAUAGCAAAAGGGGUAAAAUUUAAAAGCACCAAGA
This is a messenger RNA of Physella acuta, 1960 nucleotides long. RefSeq lists its product as uncharacterized. Gene Ontology annotation, molecular function: GTP binding. The record is from RefSeq and is a predicted model, not a curated record. Lineage: Eukaryota; Metazoa; Mollusca; Gastropoda; Physidae.